AUGUCCGUCCCAUGGAGCUUGGAUCCUCCCCCGGCGUAUGAGGAGUUGGACCCCUCCCGUCUGACUCCUCCGAGUCAUGGCAUCGGUCAGAGCCGCUUCUUUCGCUCCACAACCUCCUUGACCCUGGACCCGUCGGCAGGUGGCGACGAGAAGCGCCGAUUAUUGCUGAUCUAUGUUCAUGGUUUUAUGGGCUCCGAGGAGAGCUUUCAGAAUUUCCCGAAACACGUUCAUGAUCUUCUCACCAUCUCACUGGGCGAAAGUCAUGUAAUCUACACCAAAGUGUAUCCGCGGUACAAGACUCGCGGCCCGAUCCAUGUUGCCCGUGAUCAAUUCAGUCAAUGGUUAUCCCCCCAUGAGGCACCUGACCUUGACAUCAUCCUUCUCGGCCACAGUCUCGGUGGCAUCAUCUCCUCUGAGGUCGCAUUGGUGUCACGGAAUCACCGCUUGAAGCAUCGCGUUCUAGGCCUCGUGAACUUUGACGUUCCUUUUCUCGGUCUGCAUCCUCGCGUGGUGGCCACCGGCAUUGGGAGCCUAUUUCAUCGCUCCCCGGACGAUCCCAGCGAUCCUGAGUCCACUCCUUCUCCUGGUGGGUUCAACGUCCCGGAUCAGAACCAGACAUUCGACCCGGCGUUUUCCAACGAUCUUCAUCUCGCACGAUGGAAGGGCUGGGGCGGGGCCCGUCAUUUUAUCUCCAAGUAUUCGGAAAACCUGUCGCGGUCCCUCGUGCGGUAUUUCUUCUCGUACUAUGACCAUGCUGGGUGCAUGAAUAACUACCCUGAGUUGAUCAAACGGCAUCGGAAAUUGCUGGAGCUAGAGGCUAUUGAUGACUGGAACACUCCUGCCGACUCGGGAGUCAACCGGAUUCGAUUUGUGAAUUAUUUCACAACGAGCACAGGGCCCGCAAAAAAGCCUAAGAAGGGGUCUGCUCAGGACGAGCAUUCACGACGGGAAUCGGAUACUUCAUCCGUGUCGCAAACUGAUACCAAAUCACUUGAAUCGGAGCAGAAACCAACCACUGAUUAUGAUAAGCAUGAUGGUGUUGGAACUGAACAUACUCAAGAUCACGCAAGCAACAAAAACAAAGGUGAUGGCGAUAGGGAAGGCGACGGCGACGGCGACGAGGAAAACUCGCCUCCCAAAUCCCUUCGGAAAUUCUGCUACCUCCCUAAAGACUCGAUCAAAGGACGAGACGACCUCUGGGUUCCCGUAUUAAUGGAAGGUGUGGACGAGGUGGUGGCCCACCAGUCCAUGUUCCUGCCGCGAAACAUCUACUACGACCGGCUCGUGGGUGACACGGCAUCACGCAUCGAAUCUUGGAUUCAUGACGAUCUCACAAAACGGGCGGUUCUGGACGGGGAGAUCGGCAAGUCUGCCGGCGUGGAUGGAUGA
Molecule: messenger RNA, 1389 nt
Organism: Aspergillus steynii IBT 23096
Lineage: Eukaryota; Fungi; Ascomycota; Eurotiomycetes; Eurotiales; Aspergillaceae
Exons: 2
Coding region: 1-1389 (462 amino acids)
Source: RefSeq, a predicted model, not a curated record